Molecule: messenger RNA, 1265 nt
Organism: Anopheles darlingi
Lineage: Eukaryota; Metazoa; Arthropoda; Insecta; Diptera; Culicidae
Product: NF-kappa-B-repressing factor-like
Exons: 3
Coding region: 58-1173 (371 amino acids)
Molecular function (GO): nucleic acid binding
Source: RefSeq, a predicted model, not a curated record
AAAAUCCGCGGAAACACGAACGAAAAUCGAGGAAAAAGCCGCAUUUUCAAACGCACGAUGGGUGGAAUAAACAAGAAAAAAUCAAAACUUCCAGUGCCUAAAACCAAACAGAAGAAAAAGAUAAAACAGUGGAAGGAAAGUGCCGAAUCGCCGGCAAAGAAAUCCAAAAAGCCACUACCACAGAUUGCCGGCAAGCAGAAAAAGACGCCGGCCGUAUCGCACAAACCGAAGAACUUUGUAACUGCUCCGCCAAAAGAUGAAUCAAUGGAUUCGGAUGAUGAACAGCAAGAGACCAGUACCGUGGUGGCCACAUUUGCAACCCCCCGUAUCCCCGAUCCGAAACUAUCACCGAAACUGGUGACGAUGUUGCGGCCGGUGGUGGGCUACAUCUACAAUGAUGAACAGAUGUCGUUGAAGAUGAGCUUCGAACAGGCCGCGCUACUGUUGGAACCGGAUUACAACGAAGAGACGAAGGUUUUCCGGUUUCUGGUCAACACGAAGGAAGUGUGCCGGGCGGUCGGAGAGAAGAACGAAGCACACUCGGAGGCACGCGAGAAGCUCGUACAGAUCGUUCGCUACUAUUGCUAUACCGUGAAGAAAGUGAAGGAAUAUUUCACUAGAAGAAAAAUCUUCUACACCCGACCACCGAAGGCAGUGCUGGCGGAGAGCACCGAAACGGCCACCAAGGGAAAGAAGCUGAAGGAGGAAAACAUCGGAUUUCAGAUGUUACAGAAGCAGGGCUGGAGUGGUGGUGGUCUGGGUAGUGGUGAGGAUGGUAUCAUUGAACCGAUCACCGCCAUGAAACGGAAGGGCAAACAGGGCCUCGGAACGGAUAAUGCCACCGAGGAGGCUGGCGAGACGGAGGAGAAGGUGAAAAUCCCGCUCGAAGCAUUCUACCUGGUAAUCCAGGAGUACGCCGGUGUGAAUGCCUUGUACGAUCUAGUGUUUAGUUCGCAGUUUGCUCGCGAACAGGUGCGCAAGUUGCGCGAAUUUGCACAAUCAAAAAAGCUGCAAACACAAAUGGUUGGACAGAAGAAGAAGAAGAAGCUCGUCAUCAGCAAACCUCUGACGAUCUCCGAGAUCAUGGUUGGCGUUCUGAAGGGUCAUUCCGAUCUCUGUGCCAAGUACAUCGUUAUACCACCGGCCUCGAUGGCUGACGGUGCAGCCACAUAAUACUCGACUGCAUAGAGUAUUUCGAUUUUAAGGUAUUGAAUUUCAAUGUUGAAGUGGAAUAAACGUUUCUGCGAUGUACCGGUCCUUUUUUG